Molecule: messenger RNA, 3950 nt
Organism: Phalacrocorax carbo (great cormorant)
Lineage: Eukaryota; Metazoa; Chordata; Aves; Suliformes; Phalacrocoracidae
Source: RefSeq, a predicted model, not a curated record
GGGCGCGGUGCAUGCCGGGAAGCCGCCGCCCAAGAUGGCGGCAGGAUUGAAAAGUUGUGGGUGUCGCUGAGGCGGGUCCGGCCGGGCCGAGGCCGGGGGCGGGAGUUGGUCCCCGGGAGGGCCAUGGCCGCCGCCGGGCAGUGACGGGCCGCGCUACUGGGGCCCCCGCCGCGCCGAGGCCGGGCGAGGAACGACCGCUGCGGGGAUGCCCCGGGGGGGGCCGGGGCCGCCGCCGCCGGAGACAUGGAGGAGGAGGGCAAGAAAGGCAAGAAGCCUGGAAUAGUGUCUCCUUUCAAACGAGUCUUCCUAAAGGGCGAAAAAGGUCGGGAUAAAAAAGCCCAGGAGAAGGUUACGGAGAGACGGCCUCUGCAUACGGUGGUGGUGUCCCUGCCUGACCGUGUCGAACCCGACGUGCUGCUGAAUGACUACAUCGAGAAAGAAGUGAAGUAUUUAGGUCAACUCACAUCCAUCCCAGGGUACCUGAAUCCCUCCAGCCGCACAGAGAUCCUGCAUUUGAUCGAUAAUGCAAAGAGAGCGCACCAGCUCCCGGGGCAGCUGACCCAAGAACACGAUGCUGUCAUCAGUCUCUCUGCCUACAACAUCAAGCUGGUGUGGAGGGAUGGAGAAGAUCUCAUCCUCAGGGUCCCCAUCCACGACAUCGCGUCCGUUUCCUACAUCCGAGAUGACUCCUCUCACUUGGUCGUGCUGAAAACAGCUCAGGACCCCGGGAUCUCCCCAAGCCAGAGUCUCUGCGCCGAGAGCUCCAAAGCCCUUACUUCAGGCUCGCUGUCUGAGAGCGGGGUUGUUCCCGUCGAAGCUUGCUGCUUGGUGAUCCUGGCUACGGAGAACAAAGUGACUGCCGAGGAGCUGUGCUCACUUCUCAGCCAAGUCUUCCAGAUUGUUUACACUGAGUCCACGAUAGACUUCUUGGACAGAGCAAUAUUUGAUGGGGCGUCCACACCGACGCGGCACAUGUCCUUACACAGUGAUGACUCUUCUACAAAAGUGGAUGUUAAGGAAUCUUACGAAACGGAAGCAAGCACUUUUUCCUUUCCAGAAGCCUUGGAUGCAGGUGACAACUCCCCCUCUUCCUUCUCCACGCAACAGUCUCCACACAUAAAGACAGUCAGCGAGAGCGAGCUGAGCACCACGGCGACAGAGCUGCUCCAGGACUAUAUGAUGACGCUCCGAACGAAACUCUCGUCCCAAGAGAUCCAGCAGUUCGCAAUGCUCCUGCACGAGUACCGCAACGGGGCUUCGAUCCACGAAUUCUGCAUCAACUUGAAGCAGCUCUACGGGGACAGCAGGAAGUUCCUGCUCUUGGGUCUUCGCCCCUUCAUCCCCGAGAAGGACAGCCAACACUUUGAGAACUUCCUCGAGACCAUCGGGGUGAAGGACGGCCGCGGCAUCAUCACAGACAGUUUCGGGAGGUACAGGCGGACUCUGAGCACCACCUCCAAUUCCACCACCAACGGCAACGGCGCCGCCGGCAGCUCGGACGACCAGUCCGUCCCUUCGGAGGAGGACGAGUGGGACCGAAUGAUCUCGCACAUCAGCAACGACAUCGAAGCCCUGGGGUGCAGCAUGGACCGCGAUUCCUCCUGAGGGCCAGCCGGGGGGGGAGGACGGCCCCGGCAGCUCCCCACGCCGGAGGGGCUCGCUCCAGCGCCCUCCCGGAGAGUCCCCGCAGCGGUGCCUCCACCCCGCUGUCCUUCUGGGAGAGGCUGUGGGGCACGAUCAGGAUGUCAUUACUCUCCCAUCCUCAUCAACGGCUCUGAGCGGCAGGCGGCUGGUGCCCUCUCGCUGGGCCGGGAGGGCCCCGGGGCAGGAGCCCGGCCUGCGACCGUCCCUGGUUUGGUUUUGCCAGCACACCCGAGGAGCGAGGCCAGGGAGACAAGUUGGCUACAACCCUCUGCCUGGUUUACAGUUUUGCACAUGGUAUCCUUAUUGUAACUGCUCUCUUCCUCCUCCUCCUCUUCCUCUCCCUGUUUUUUGAAUGAAGUUUACCACAAUGUGAAUUAUUUAAACCUAUUGUUGAUGGUGUCAAAACAUUUUGGCUCCAGACCCACGGGAGCUGCCGCCGACGCUGCUGUGCUGCUGCAGCUCGGCCUGCAAACCCCGUCCCCCCGCUCCAGCUUUGCUCAGGAAUAGCGGGGGGCCCGAGGGAGCUGGGGGCGGGGGGCACAGCCCAUGUUUUACCCACCAGCGGGCUCACGGGUGCCCCAACACCCCAGGCAGGGCAUCGCCUUCCCACCCGCUGGGAGCAAGGACCGGCCCCAUGCGUCCCACCCCAGAGUCGGGGGGACCCCACUGUCCUCCCCGCCAUCCAUCCUGGGGUUCGUGUUGCUGGUGGUGGUGGGUCACCAGGCACCUUCCAGGGCCCCCCAGAGCCCCCACAGGGAAGGGAAAGCCGCUCUAGGGCGUUCAGGGCAGGGCAGCAGGGCACAAUGUACAUGUUGUAUAUUUUACACACGGUUAUAAAUACACACUUAUUUUUUUAAGCUGCAUCCCCUGCCCAGGGAGCACUCCUGUGGGACGCACCUGGGAAGGGUCGGGGUGGGGGUCCCCGGUUAUCCCUAGAGCCACAACCUGGGCGGGGGGCUGGGACAGCUCUCUGGCACCCAUGGGUGGCUCUGGCAGGGUCUGUGGCGCCGGUGCUGGCUGCGGUGGUGCCGGGGGUGGCCCCUGUGACGGGUGCUUUGAGGCCAGACACUGGCUCAGCAGUUUUGGGGGGAUCCAGCCGCCUCCUGCACAUUCCGCUGCCGUUUGUCCUGCCGGUUUGGGUGACAUCGUCCCGCUUUUUGUCCCCAAAGCCCCCCCCCAGCGCCUUUAACCCUUGCUCGCCCCUCACAACCCCCUUCCUCCCCCAGCAGCUCCCCCGUUAACCAUCACCCUUACUGGUGUCCCCCUGCCGCCCUCCUGCCUGUCCAGCCCAGGCAGAGAGCAGCCUUCAGCCCUCCAUCCUCUCCCUCCCCAGCCCCGCUGCUCCAGCCAUUCCUUACCUGCCCUUCCCGGGAUCGCAGGCACCGGCCCUCGGUACAGGCCCUGCUUUAGGCUGGGGUCGGGUGACCCCCGCUGCUCCCAGGGGGUCCCCACGGUCCUAAUCCCACCUUCCCCCGGCCUUUAUGGGGUGAUGGCGGCUGAGACACGCCGGUGCUUGGCCGUGCGGCUCCAGGGGAGGCAGGGACGGGCCUGCCUCGGGUACAGCCCCCAGCAGCCCCCAGCAGCCCUUUCCUUCCCGUUUCGAGGCUGAUAAACCCAAAGGGGGGGGGGGGGGCAGAAAUGGUCCCCCAUCCCCUGGAGGAAAGGGUUUGGCCAGGACACACCCAUCCCAGGGAGCCUCUUCCCUAGGAACAAGCCUUGAUGGAGAAGCUCGAGGCUUCCUCCUCCUGUUGCAUGUUUUCGCCAUCUGCCGAGGGAAGGGGAGACGGGGGGGUCCCGGCUCCAUCCCCCAGCAGCAGCUCCAGGGUCCUCAGGAGUCGGGGAGCCAAGAUUUCCCUCCUCCUUCAGCCCAGGAGGCAGCGGCACAGCCCGGGCAUAGUUUCUUAGUGCCUUUUUGUCAUUUACAGAUGAAAAAAAACAGAUCGCACAUGUGGACGUUCAAGUCAUUGAAGACUUAAAACUUUGGGGGGGGGGAAGCCUAUUUUUGACACGAUUGUAUACAGAGAGCUAUAAAACAGGAGCCAUAACAGCUCACAGUGGGGUUUUUUUUUUAUACUUCAGUGGGAAACGGGACUUAAUUCUGGAAAUAACCCUGCCUUGUAGCAUUCUGGGAGCGAGCUGGGGGGGUUCUGCCGCCUCCAUUUCCCCGUCGCCAGCCCUGGAGCCACCCCGGCCCCGGCGGCGCGGGGGGACGCGGCCCGGGGAGGCGGCAGGGGUCCCACGGGGGAUGUGUAUGUAUGCUUUCUGUACGGAGUAUUUGUUACAGGUAAAUAUAAUUCUGCACCCGA